Messenger RNA from Lactuca sativa (garden lettuce), 1528 nucleotides. Its product is annotated as BES1/BZR1 homolog protein 4. Lineage: Eukaryota; Viridiplantae; Streptophyta; Magnoliopsida; Asterales; Asteraceae. Gene Ontology annotation, biological process: DNA-templated transcription; brassinosteroid mediated signaling pathway. Gene Ontology annotation, molecular function: DNA-binding transcription factor activity. The record is from RefSeq and is a predicted model, not a curated record.
UUUCCCGUAAUCUAUUCAACAUUUUCAUCAGAAAAUCCAUUUUAAAGUCUCCGCUUUUCUCUCCCCACUCACAACCCAACACAACACACUUCCACCACCACUUCCCUAUCGCCGGCUGCCGGCGACUUCUCCUUUUCCGGUCAUCCUACUAAAUCUGCGAUCUUCUGUUAGCCGGAGAAGGAUUAUUGUUUGUUAUAUAAGAUAUAUGACGUCGGGAACAAGGUUGCCGACUUGGAAGGAGAGAGAGAACAACAAACGUAGAGAAAGACGGCGGCGUGCCAUCGCCGCUAAAAUAUUUGCCGGACUCAGAGUUUAUGGAAACUACAAGCUGCCUAAGCACUGUGACAACAACGAGGUUUUGAAAGCCCUUUGUAAUGAAGCUGGUUGGAUUGUCGAAGAAGAUGGCACCACUUAUCGUAAGGGUUGUAAACCGGCGGCGAGAGUGGAGGCUAACGGUGGAUCAGGAUCAACAUCCGCCAGUCCAUGUUCAUCAUCAUACCAACCAAGUCCAAGUCCAAAUCCUUCCUACAAUCUAAACCCUAAUUCAUCAUCUUUUCCUAGCUCAGUCUCAUCCCUGUAUACAAACAGUAAUCCCGACCCUAAUUCUCUUAUCCCAUGGCUAAAAAACCUCUCAUCAGGUUCUUCACCUUCAUCAAAUUUCCCCCACCAUCUCUACUUCCCUGGUGGCUCAGGUUCCAUAAGUGCUCCAGUCACACCUCCAUUAAGCUCACCCACCUGCCGAACACCUAGAAUGACCGACAUCCCCGGGCAGGCCGGGCAGCAUUACCCUUUUUUACCUUGUUCCACCCCUCAAAGCCCCGGGCGGCAAACACCGACCGGGUCAGGGUGGCUCUCGGGGGUCCAGACCCCGCAAGACGGGCCAUCCUCACCCACUUUUAGUCUUGUGGCAUCGAACCCAUUUGGGUUGCUUUCGGGUACCGGGUCCCGGAUGUGGACCCCGGGGCAAAGCGGUACGUGCUCGCCAGCUGUCAUUGCAGGGUUUGACCAAAAUGCGGAUGUUCCUAUGUCGGAUGUGAUUUCGGCUGAGUUUGCUUUUGGGAGUAAUAUGAAAGGUUUAGUGAAACCAUGGGAAGGUGAGAGGAUUCAUGAAGAAUGUGUUUCUGAUGAUCUUGAGCUCACCCUUGGUAACCCUAGCACUAGGUAAGCAUUCAUAGAUUGAGAUUGCUUGUCUUGAACUGGGACUAAGACUGAUGUCAGUGGUUGUACUAAAUUUAAUUGGACUGACACUGACAACGAGACAAAAAUUGUAAAAGACUUGAUUACUGUUCUUAUCCUCAUCGUUGAAAAUAGCCCUAAAAAGUCUGUCUAGUUUCAAAGUUAGUUUCAAAUGCAGUACGACCUGUUAUGUUAUGUUUUAUACUGUAGGCAUGAUUUAAAAGAUUUAUUUUUCUGUUUUAUUGUAGAUAAGAGGAGUGAAUGUAGAAGGAUGGUGGAGUGUGAAGUGUAUUAUUUUGGUUUCUGCUUUUGCUAAUCCUUCUAAUUCAAGGUAUUCAUUGUUGUUUUGCAA